Messenger RNA from Diospyros lotus (date-plum), 1061 nucleotides. Its product is annotated as protein LURP-one-related 7. Lineage: Eukaryota; Viridiplantae; Streptophyta; Magnoliopsida; Ericales; Ebenaceae. Bases 145 to 741 code for a protein of 198 amino acids. The record is from RefSeq and is a predicted model, not a curated record. The transcript is spliced from 3 exons.
GAUCAUUUUAAGACAGAAAAUGUCUCGCCCCACUAUGCUGAAUUUUCCUUCAAUUUUGCAGUGAGAGCAACUCCAUCUUUCAUUGACAAUCUGAGAGUGGGAUCAUCAUCCGCCUGUAUCCGUACCUGAGACUGCAUACAGUCUAUGGAUACCUCGGCCCCUGAAUUCCGGGCCAAUGCGCAAAUACCGAUCGAUCUGUUUAUCUCCAAGAAACACCGCGUUCAUACACUCGGCCGCGCCGGCGGGGGAGAAGGUAUUAGGUUCACAGACGCCUCCGGCAAUCUCGUCUUCAGAGUCGAGCACCAGCUUCCAAAAUCGGAUCACACGCUACUCCUUGUUGAGGCCUCUGGAAAUCCCCUCAUUUACAUCCGCCGUAACCCCAAUGCAUCUUGGCAGGGCUUCAAGGGGGAUACUAGCAAAGAGGAGAUGAUAUUCAGAGCGGAAAGGACAGGUGAUUCAGUUAGUGAAACUGAGUUUGAGAUAUUCUCUGUUGGUGAAAAUGGUGAAGAGUCAAAAUCUGAUUUCAAGAUGAAAGGCUCCCCCUUCAACAGAUCCUGCACUAUUAAUAAGGGUGAUUCCAUUGUGGCUCAGACUAGCCUCAUGUACAAGCUUGGAAUCCAGAAGGUGCUGGUGCGGAGGAAUAGAUUUCGACUAACAAUAUUUCCUGGUUUCACCGAUCACGCCUUCGUCAUUGCAGCUCUGGUUGUAAUAUUUUUUCAUGGGAGGAAACUAUGGAUCUAGCAGCAGAAGAACUCGCACGCAGUCAAGCGUUGGUUUCCAUCUUCUGGUUGAGAUUGGUUAGAGUUGUAUGGCUUCGAAGAUCCCCACGAUAUAAUUGUUGCAGUCUGAUAUAAAUUGAGCAAUCUCUUGAAGUUUUCAAUCUGGGUUCGCAAAGUUGAGAAAGAUAAUGGCAAUCAAUGCUUUAGUGUAGUUUCUAUAAUGUCAAACAUUUAGCAAUUACUGUUGCAUUACGAAUCUUGUUUGACUUAAGACUAGUUGUUGCAUGUAUUUUAAGUCUUUAUAAUUUCUCUAAUGAUGAAAGUUUACUCUUCUUUUACUUA